Molecule: messenger RNA, 4065 nt
Organism: Juglans microcarpa x Juglans regia
Lineage: Eukaryota; Viridiplantae; Streptophyta; Magnoliopsida; Fagales; Juglandaceae
Product: ubiquitin carboxyl-terminal hydrolase 26
Exons: 15
Coding region: 413-3673 (1086 amino acids)
Biological process (GO): protein deubiquitination
Cellular component (GO): cytosol; nucleus
Molecular function (GO): cysteine-type deubiquitinase activity; cysteine-type endopeptidase activity; protein binding
Source: RefSeq, a predicted model, not a curated record
AAACUGUGUGUCUCUCUGUGUGUGAAAAGUCCAGACUGUCUGUCUACCUCCGUUCCCUCAGACCGUGCGACCUUUCCUCUCCAAAAUAAUAUUCGUAUCCAUUUUUUAUUUUUGCACACAAAAAAAUAAGAAAAAAAAAAAAAAAGAGAAGAAAAGAUUCCAGGAGACGGUAAUUAAUUUCAUGUGUGGGUGAAACUCCAAGCCCACGGGAAUCUAAUCAAACAAUUUCACUCGAAUUAGAUCAUCAUCAGGCUUCAGGUUCGUGUCUUUCUUUGAUCUUCCAUUUGUUUUCCGCUUCAACCCCAAACACCAAAAAAACACGCAAAAAAGAAGAAGAAAAACUAGAGCUUUCCUACGCUUUCUCUCGUCUCUCGCUGUUUUUGUUUUUAACUGCAGGGUUUAGGUUGGUAAAAUGACCCGACCAACUACGCGAAGUAAAAACAAAAGGCACAAACAAGAGGAUGGUGUUGAUAUCACCUCUGAAAUAUUGAGGAAAAUUCACACAACUGGUGAAAUAACCAGUGACGAUAUAGAUCAGCUGUACAAGACUUGGAAACCAGUUUGUCAAGGCUGUCGUGUGAAUACUAAAGAUAACCCAAAUUGCUUUUGUGGCCUGAUUCCCCCGCCCAAUGGAAGUCGCAAAGCUGGCCUUUGGCAGAAGAUGUCAGAUAUUCUUCAAGCUCUUGGCCCGAACCCCACCAAGGAUCUCCGUGCUUCUAAAACUCCUGCAGGUUUGACUAAUCUUGGUGCUACAUGUUAUGCCAACAGCAUUCUCCAGUGCUUGUACAUGAAUAAACCUUUCCGGGAAGGCAUCUUCUCUCUUGAACCAGAUGUUCUGAGACAAAAUCCAGUGUUGGAUCAGCUUGCACGGCUUUUUGCACAGCUACAUGCCAGUAGAAUGGCUUUUAUAGACUCAUCUCCGAUUGUAAAGACUCUGGAGUUAGAUAAUGGAGUUCAGCAGGAUAGCCAUGAGUUCCUGACCUUGCUUCUUUCUUUGCUUGAACGUUGUCUGGGCCACUCCAAAGUUUCCAAGGCAAGAACAAUUGUUCAGGACCUUUUCCGUGGAAGAGUGUCGCAUGUGACAACGUGUUCACAAUGUGGAAAAGAAUCUGAGGCUUCUUCAAACAUGGAGGACUUUUAUGAGCUCGAGUUGAAUGUUAAGGGUUUGAAAAAUCUAGAUGAGAGUUUAGAUGAUUAUCUAAGUGUGGAAGAGCUUCAAGGAGAUAAUCAGUAUUUCUGUGCAUCAUGUAACACUAGAGUUGAUGCUACUCGCAGUAUCAAGCUGCGCUCAUUACCUGCUGUACUUAAUUUUCAGCUUAAGCGUUGUGUUUUCCUUCCGAAGACUACAAUGAAGAAGAAAAUCACUUCUGCGUUUUGCUUCCCUGGAGAACUUGAUAUGCGACAGAGGCUGUCUGAGCCUUCUCGGUUAGAAUUAAUAUAUGAUUUGUCAGCUGUGUUGAUUCACAAGGGAACUGCUGUAAAUAGUGGUCAUUAUGUAGCUCACAUUAAGGAUGAAGAUACAGGACAAUGGUGGGAAUUUGAUGAUGAACAUGUCUCAAACUUAGGUCAUCAUCCUUUUGGAGAAGGGUCUUCAAGUUCCACUUCUAAAACCGUUGGAAGUGAGCCUCUUCAUCUAUCUUGUACCGAGUCAAAGAAUGGCCUUGCCAAUGGAAACCACAUAGAUGUGGUUCAGCCACAGUCUUCAGAGCAUAGUAAUAAUAGUAAUACAAGGACAUUUUCAUCAGGCGAUGCGUAUAUGCUGAUGUAUAACCUUAGGCAUACCUGGAAGGAUGAUGAGAAAAAACAUAAGGUGCCUGGUUCCAGUGAUAUGGAAAUUGAAGCCGAGACGGAUUCUUUACACAAUGGUGUCUCUCUUCCAUCUCACCUUUGUGAAGAGAUAAAAAGCUUGAAUGCUUCGUAUGAUGAUGCUUGCCAACAAUAUGAAUCAAAGAAGGAAAGUGAGUUGGAUCAUAUCACCAAAAGGAGACUGGAAGUCCGAUCAGUUCUAUCUGAAGCACCUGUAAGAUCAGUUGAGGAACCUUAUUUUUGGAUCUCCACAGACUGGCUUCGCCACUGGGCUGACAACAUAACUCCACCUGUUCUUGACAAUACAUCAAUCCAAUGCCCGCAUGGAAAAGUCCUGCAUUCAAAAGUUAGUUCCAUGAAGCGAUUGUCGCUUAAAGCUUGGAACAUGAUCCUUGCUAAGCAUGAUGGGGGGCCAACACUGUCCAAUGAUGACUACUGCAACAAUUGCCUUGUCGACGGAGCUCGCACUGUAGUUUGUGGUGAUAGUUAUAGGGAUCGAAGAACAAUGAUGAAGCAAAUCGCAAAUGAGGCAGUUCAAGGGAACUGUGUGGAUGGAACAUAUUAUGUAUCUAAGGGAUGGUUGCACCAAUGGUUGAAAAGAAAAAUCCUUGACGCUCCCUCUGAAGCUGAUGCAGGACCGACAGUUUCGAUCAGAUGUCCUCAUGGGCAACUUAUGCCUGAUCAAGCUCCUGGUGCUAAGCGGGUUCUGGUUCCUGAGAUUCUCUGGCUCUUCUUAUAUGAAGAUGCUGUUGCAUUAGAACCUGAUGAUCCCUUGGGGUGUGCAACUUUUCCUUCAGACUCUAAACAAUGUUCUCAAUGCAGUGUUGAAUUGUCUGAAGUUGCAUUCAUGGAGGAUUCUCUAAGAGUUGUGAAGCUCAAACAGCGCCAGAAUCAUGAGAAGUUAGCUAUGGGAAAAAGUAUUCCACUUUUGCCACACUGCACGAACUACUUAGUGCCCUCCUCAUGGCUUUCGAAAUGGAGGGACUAUAUUAAUGCAAGUGGGAAGAAUGUUUCUACCUCUGUGAAACCUGAGACUCUGGAUGGUGUAAUUCAUUCUCUGAAGUGUGAAAAGCACAUGCGACUUCUUGAAAGGCCUCCCGAACUAGUUUGCAAACGUGGUACAAUUUUCCAGAAGACAGAUGGGUUGACAAUCAUUACGGAGAAUGAUUGGAAAUGCUUCUGUGAAGAGUGGGGCGGUGAGGAGGAUAAAGGCAUUUCUGCUAUAAUUGAGUACAGUUAUAAUGCUGAAAAUACUUUGGCUGGGUCUUGUGAAGAGAUGCCAGUAUGUGAAGAGCAUCUGACCUCGCAGGAUGAAGUGAAUAGUGAGAAUGAGUCCAGACGACCUGUGAUUAGGACUUGUCCUGAGAUAUGCCAGGAAUGCAUUGGAGAAAGAGAAAGUUGUGAGUUAGUGCAGAAACUUAACUAUUGCAAUGAGAUCAUUUAUAUACUUUUUGCACGUGACAAGGAAGCUCCAAAAUCAUUUCUCGAAGCAUCUGAUACAUCCAUCGAGCAAGAUCGCCGGGUCUCCAAGCGCUCUCGAAAGACAAACAGUGGAAAUCUGAUAAAUUUGAAAGUCUCUGGUUCCACAUCAGUGUACCAGUUAAAAAUGAUGAUAUGGGAAUCAUUUGGGGUUGUUAAGGAAAAUCAGAUACUUCACAAAGGUGCCAGAAUAAUUGACAAGGAGUCUGCCACACUUGCGGACAUGAAUAUAUUUCCCGGAGAUAAGCUUUGGGUGAUAGAUUCUGAGAUCCACGAGCACCGAGAUAUUGCUGAUGAGCUCUCUGACCAGAAAUUGGACGUUCAACUGAUUGAGGAAGGCUUUCGCGGAACACUUUUGACAGCAAACGGUUCAUCCCAAGUUGUUUAAAAAUCAUGCUUUUGAAACUUAAUCUUGCGUGCAACAUCCAACUGAUUGUAGGCAUGAUACUAGGGGAGAAAACUAAUUGAAAUUUUGGGCUGCAUUUUGGAGGCAGAAGCAUCUGGCCGUACCAAUGUCUGGUGGUGGUCCCCCCCUACAGAGAGGAUAUGAAAGGUAUUAACUCAUAUCUGCUGCUGUGUCAAAGUCGUGGUUUUUGGGUGCAGUUGUUCUGGCUUCAGUUCAAUGCUCCCCUUGGAUGUUGCUGCCUUCUGUCUACCUAACCUUGUCCAUAUCAUGGGCUUCGAGGGUCCAUUGUACAUGAUUGUGUGCUUUUGUGACGGAUUGGCGGAUGGCUUAUGUGGGUAUUAAUGUAUUAGUUACCUCUUAAGUGUGAAACUUUA